AUCCUGGGUACAAAUAGCAGCUCCACCCCACCGGUCACUGCUCUCUCUGUCCUCAAGCUGCGCAAUUAGUCAUCAGCAAUCAUCACUACAAGGUCUCUCAACAACAAUGAGUCCAAAAAAUGUCGUUUUCAAGAAAAUUUCCAAAGACAAGUCGGUGGGUGUGUAUAUGGGGAAGAGAGACUUUGUUGACCGAGUGGACUCAGUAGAUCCAGUGGACGGUGUCAUUCUUAUUGACCCUGAACAGCUGAGGGGCAAAAAAGCAUAUGUCACAUUGUCAUGCGUGUUCCGGUAUGGCCGUGAUGACGACGCAGAGGUGUUGGGUAUCUCGUUUAGGAAAGAGAUCUACAUUUCCACCCGGCAGGUCUACCCCGCACUGCAGGACAAAGAGCAGUGCAUUCUCACCAAAGUGCAGGAGAAACUACUGCGCAAACUGGGGGACAAUGCCUACCCCUUUUUCUUUGAAUUCCCUGAUAACUUGCCCUGCUCAGUUGGACUGCAGCCAGCCCCAAAAGAUGUCGGAAAGCACUGUGCUGUUGAGUUUGAGGUGAAAGCCUUCUGUGCUGAGAGCCAGGAUGCCAAAGUUCGCAAACGGAGCUCAGUCGGUCUGAUGAUCCGUAAGGUCCAGUAUGCCCCAGAGAAGCUCGGACCCGCUCCCAGUGUGGAGACCACCCGUGACUUCCUCAUGUCUGACAAACCGCUGCAUUUGGAAGCUAGCUUGGAGAAGCAGACGUACUAUCACGGAGAACCCAUCAACGUAAGGGUCAAAAUCAAUAACCAAUCCAACAAAAAUGUGAGGAACAUCAUCCUUUCCGUGGAACAAAACGCCAACGUGGUGCUGUACUGCAAUGACAAUUAUAUGAAGGUGGUGGCCACAGAGGAUUCUGGGCACUCUGUUGAUUCUGGUGCCAAACUGGAGAAAGUCUACACUUUGCUACCCCUGCUGGCCAAUAACAGAGAACGCCGAGGAAUUGCGCUGGAUGGAAAAUUAAAGCAUGAAGAUACUAAUCUAGCCUCUUCCAGCAUCAUUAAAGAAGGCGUUCAGAAGGAAGUUCUGGGAAUCAUGGUGUCUUACAGAGUUGUUGUGAAGCUUAUUGUUGGAGGCAUGAUGGGAUCCAGUGAGGUCGGAGUGGAACUUCCUUUUCAACUUAUGCACCCAAAGCCUGACGCAGUGAAGGAAAGUGAAGCGGAAGAAGAAAUGGUAUUUGAGGAGUUCAAGCGCACCUACCUGAAGGGCAUGCCUGAGGACGAGGAUGAAGGAAAUGCGAACAUUGAGGAGAACGUGUAGAAGAUCUCGAAGCAUCGCUCGAUAUAGUAAAGUACAUAAUUAGGGAUGUUAAAAAUCAUAUAGAGAACACUGCGAAAGAGCACUUCUCGGUUACACUGAAAAAAAAAUUAUUCAUUGGAUAUGUUAAAAAGUUUUAAGGUAAUUGGUUGGAAACUAUUUAUGUAGGCUGAAUUUAAAUAAAUUAAGUCAGUGGUUCUCAAACUUUUUUCACCAAGUACCUUAGAAAAAAAUUGUCUCUCCAAGUACCACUAACAUGAGCAGUAUUGAAAUACAGUAGCGUAGUAGGCCCAGUAAAGCAGCUACAACUCAGUAAAAUAAAAAAUAAAAAACGUGGCAGAUUACCUCAGAAAUAUAGGCUAUAUGUCCAACCCAAGCUCAUUCUGGAAACGUAGCCCCGCGGACGUUUCUGGAGACCGCGAUUUACGUGGCCGGAGGUCCGUAAAGGCCGGGUUUGGUUUUUUUCGAGCGAACGCUGCAGGGCGGUGUGGCGCCGCUCCACCCCUCCUCUUCGCGCUCGCCGGCCGACGCAAUCAGUUUGUCCGCCUAGCUCACAGCGUUGCGUCGGCGGAGACCCCGGAGGAGGAGGAGCCGGAGCCGGCCGCGGUGGACGACGACCGGGAUUGAGUCCGGGGAACAGCGGGUUCCGGAAAUCAGGUAAGACGAAAAACGGAAUUCGGAAAAUAAGGGCGAGAACGCGGCGGGAUCCGAAAACGUGGUCCGCAGGGCUACGUUUCCACAAUGAGCCCGGGUUGUAUAUGUCAUAUAUGGCAUAUUAUAUAUCAUCAUUUUUGAUAAAUUUUGAAAUGUGUUUAGCAUGUACAUGACAUAUUUCAUUCCUCCGCGUACCACUAAAAGGAAGCCUGUGUACCACUAGUGGUCCACGCACCACAGUUUGAGAACCACUGAAUUAAGUUGAACAUUGUGGUGGCUCAGUGGUUAGCACUGUCACCUUACAGCAAGAAGGUCGCUGGUUCGAGUCUCUGCUGGGCCAGUUGGCAUUUCUCUGUGGAGUUUGCAUGUUUUCCCCAUGUUCAUGUGGGUUUCCUCCGGGUCCUCCGGUUUCCCCCACAGUCCAGUGACAUGCGCUAUAGGGGAAUUGGAUGAACUAAAUUGGCUGUAGUGUAUAUGUGUGAAUGAGAGUGUAUGGGUGUUUCCCAGUACUGGGUUGCGGCUGGAAGUGCAUCCGCUGUGUAAAACAUAUGCUGGAAUAGUUGGCGGUUCAUUCUGCUGUGGCGACCCCUGAUAAAUAAGGGACUAAGCCGAAGGAAAAUUAAUGAAUUAAAGUUGAACAUUAUUAAAUGUAAUUUGUUUAAAUUCAGCCCAUAUAAACAGUUUGCAACUACAUACCUUAAAGACAUUUAGUAAAUCCAAUGAAUCACUUUUUUCAGUGUAUUUGCUGAUUGUAGUUGCAAUUAGAGAUGAAUAGAGAUACUCCAUCAAUCAUUCUUCAGCUGUCUGAUCUCUGUGGAAGUGGGACCUGUAAUUUAAAAUUAAUAGAGAGCUGUUUCUCCUAUUAUAUACAGAUACAGAAGCUGCAAAAUGCAUAUCUAAGUAGUUGUAAAACUUUGUGAUAUGAAGCAAGAACCUUUAUUGUAAUAAAUGUAUUAUUAUGAAACACUGUAUUGUUAUAAAAUACUGAAUUGUAGUGGAGUGUUCAAUGAUUAAAGCAUGAUGAAGGAGGAGGAACGAAAGAGGUCUCUUUUUGUUGUUAUUUAGGAUUUUUGGUAACACUUAAUAAUUACACACUAUGAACCAUUAAGCGUUAGCAAAUAGUGAAAUCAUGAUCUGUUAAUCAAUAACUCUACAUUAAUAAAUGUUAGUAAGCAGUUUAUAACUGCAGCUACAAAAACUGUAUUCUUGACUUACAAACUUAUUCAUAAUGUGCUUAAUACUUGUACUUUUGUACUUUAUUUAUUUUUCAUUACUAAAUGAAGUAUUGCAUUAUUUGCAAACCAUUUAUUUAGUUGGAUGUUUUUAAGAUCAUUCAAAAUGAGUUAGUAAAUGAUUAAUAAACUAUUCAAAUGAA
Molecule: messenger RNA, 3311 nt
Organism: Danio rerio (zebrafish)
Lineage: Eukaryota; Metazoa; Chordata; Actinopteri; Cypriniformes; Danionidae
Gene: saga
Product: S-antigen; retina and pineal gland (arrestin) a
Biological process (GO): signal transduction
Cellular component (GO): photoreceptor outer segment
Source: RefSeq, marked validated